UGAUGAAUAGUUUCGUGUCAAAAAAAUACUAAAGUUGAAAAAUCUCGAUUUUGAACACCCUAUAUCUCUGUAAUCAUUCCCGCUAGACCCCAAGUGUGAUACAUUGACCAAAUCAGCUCUUCAGGGAGAAUCUAAAAAUACAAUGAAAAAUAGGGUGUUCCAUAUAGAAAAAUCAAAUACUACCCUGUAAAUCGUUUGUUCCGAGCACCCUGUAUUUUCUGAUGUAGCGGAAAAAAACUUCAUCGAAAAUCAUUCAAGAUGAUAUUUCAAAUUUUGAAAUCGGUUUGAAAAUAGCUGAGCUAGAGGAGGGGACAUUUAUGGUGGAUCACCCUGUACAUACUUUCUAGGUGUCUCUUAUCGAGCUCGUCUUCUGGUCUCUGUCCGUACCGAGAUCACCGACAACAUAGACCUAGCGCCUGCAGCGGUGGAACUCGAACCGACCGUGCCAGUCAACGAGGCCUCCUACGCCAAAAACGAGGAGUUCUUCCUUUUCGCCGCCAUCUUUGAGGCCUCCAUGAUCGACAAGAAGCUGGGAGACAAGCCGGUCUACUUCGAGAUCAGCAUCGGCAAUGCCGGCAACGCCAUCGAUGGCCACAAUGAGUCGGCCAGGGAGCAUUACGAUUCAGACAGCGACGAGCUAGAGACGGUUUGCUCCGACAGCGCUUCUUGGCUGAGCACCACACCACCUGCCAAGCCCAUGACCCACGAUAAGAACUACUACUUUUUGCCCUAUUGGGACAACAAGCCCUGUAUGCACAUCAGAUCUGUAUGGGCUGACUAUCGACGGAGGAUGUAUAAUUCCAAUAUAAUAGCCAAACUGGUAGAAAAAUUCGAGGACGCCCUUUCCGAAAUCAACACCGCCAUCGAAUCGGACGACACCGACAUCGAGGUGCAGCUCAGACAGGUGCUCGAAGACCUCUCCACGGGCUGUCAGAAAUACGUGACGAUGGCGAAGGCGGCUGUGACUGGGCCUGGCACCGGCAAAACAAAGUUGGACAAGGAGCACUUGAAGUUGUGUCAAAGGGAAAUAGAGAAUAUCGGUAAUUCUGCAAGGAAUGUCAGAGCGUUAGUCACCAGACAUUCCUUCAAACAGCGAUACAAAACCGCACAGGGUUUUUUGGGAAAACUCAAAAAUCUCACAGAAGACCCCCAACACGCCCUGCCUGACGUUUUCCUUUGGAUAAUAAGCGGCGGCAAACGGCAGGCGUACCGACGCAUCCCCGCCAGGGACAUCAUUUAUUCAACGGAGGACCAGGAAUCCGGCAAGGAUUGCGGAAAAGUCCAGACGAUGUUCCUCAAGCUUCCAGGGAAGAAAGGCAUAGGUCCCAGCGGAUGGACAAUCCCAGCCAAGCUGCAGAUCUACCUGUGGCUAGGCAUGCUCAAGUACAAGAAGAACUUCAUCAGUGGCAUCCCCAGAGGCUACGAACUGACCCAGGAGAUCCGAAACGUCGAAAGACCCAGAGCUCUACCGCCUUCAACUAUUCACUAUGUGGAAAAGCACUUAUUUCAGCUACGUGCGAACAUCUACCAAGCAAGAUCUCUCAUAGGCAGCGACGCUUCUGGCUUGUCAGACCCAUUCGCCAGAAUAAUAGCUGGCGAAUUCUGCAAAACCACAGAGGUCAUCGACGAAACUCUCAGUCCCACAUGGGACGAGCUCUUGGUAUUCGAGGAAAUCCUCAUCUACGGUGAUGGCGAUGAAAUAAAAAAUGACCCACCGCCCAUAGUGGUGGAGAUCUUCGAUCAGGACAAGGUGGGGAAAAGCGAGUUCAUCGGCAGAACCAUGGCGAAGCCUAGCGUGAAGCUCAAAGACGAGCCUUAUUUGAAACCAAAGUUCCCUCCGUCACUCGAAUGGUUUCCAGUGACCCGUGGAACAGACAGAGCUGGCGAGGUACUCGCGGCAUUCGAACUACUGGAAAUUCCCAGCGAUACUGAAGAACCUCUUCCAUCUCUACCACAUCCCAAAGAGAUUCCGAUGUAUCACGAGACCGAUCUCAAACAGAUAGGGUUCCACUUACCGGUUCCUAGAGGGAUAAGGCCCACUUUGGCCAGAUAUAGAAUCGAAGUGUUGUUCUGGGGUCUCAGGGAUUUGAAGAGGAUACAUCUGCUCACCGUUGAUAAGCCCAGGGUAGAUAUAGAGUGUUCAGGAAAUAUUUUGUAUUCCAGCAUCAUACAAAACAGCAAGAAGAAUCCCAAUUUUAGUACGCCGGUGAAGUUUCUAGAUGUUGAUCUACCGGAACAGGAGCUUUAUAGACCACCUCUAACAAUACGUGCAGUAGAUUGUAGAAGUUUCGGGAGAUAUACUCUUGUCGGAACUCAUAUCAUCAACUCCAUUCAUAAAUACAUCUACACACCCCUAACGAAAAAAGACAGAGAAGCAGAGGAAAAAAGAAAGAGCUCGCAUUUACUGAAAGCUGUAGAAAGCAAUUUGGGAAGCAAUCAAGUUCCGCCAACGAAUUUCAUUGCAAGGAGUGAUAAGGAGAAAAGUCCUUUAUUGCCUAAGGAUAUAACAAUUCAAAUAGGGUAUGGAACACAAAAUGUAAAUAAAUCAAAAACUGAAUCGAAAAAAAAGAGAAAAUUGAGUUAUGACGAGGAAUUGGAUGAUGAGGAGGACAAUAAAGACUGGUGGACGAGAUAUUACGCCUCUGUGGAACAAAUGAUAGACGAUUCCAAGGAAGACAAAAAAGCUCUAAACCAUAACGGAAACUUGCAAGUCUGUGACGACAACAAUCAUUCUUUUUCCGGAAACAGUUCGGAUAAAAGUCCAGGACCGGAAAAUAAAAGACGUUUCGGUUUCAAAUCUGCUGCAACCGCUUCCAGACUAGCAGCAAGAAUUAGCCCGAAAAGCACCAGAAAAAAGAAUAAGCACAAGCACGAUCUGUUCAAGGUUUAUCCCACUGAACUGGAGGCCAGACCAGAAUUUGAUGAAUUCAAAGAAUGGCUACACACCUUCGAAUUGUACAGAGGCAAAAAGACUGGCGAUGAUUCUGAAGAUGAGAGUAGAGUUGUAGGAUAUUUCAAGGGCGCAGUGAAGGUAUACAAAUGGCCAUUGCCCAAAGACAUUGAGGACAAAACCGUUAUGGGCUUCGACCCGCAGUUCGGCUACUUCCAAGGGCUGCCUUCUAACGACCCGAUCAGGGUGUUGGUCAGAGUCUACAUAGUGAAAGGCAAUGAUCUGCACCCCAUGGAUAUGAACGGAAAGGCAGACCCUUACAUUGUCCUGCAGUUGGGAUCCAAGAGGAUCAGUGACAAGGAACAUUAUAUAUCCAAGCAGCUCAAUCCAAUAUUCGGAAAAUGCUUUGAAAUUGAGGCAACUUUUCCGCAAGAUUCUGUCCUGACCGUUCAGAUUUACGACUGGGAUUUGGUCGGGUCAGACGAUAUGGUGGGAGAGACGAAAAUUGAUUUGGAAAACCGAUUUUACAGUCGGCACAGAGCCAGUUGCGGACUACCGGAAACCUACGAAGAAGAAGGUUACAAUGCAUGGCGUGACGCGAUGAAACCUGCCCAAAUUCUAGCAAAACUCUGUAAAGACGCUAAAAUGGAUCCGCCCAUUUAUGCAGAUGGGUUGGUGAAGGUUGGAAAACAGCUAUUUUCAGUUCAAAGUGAUGUCGAUUACUACAAGUCUAAAGAUGCUGAGGAACAUUUGGCAUUAGCAGUUUUGCACAGGUGGCACGAGCUGCCCAAGUUCGGCUGCCCCCUGGUGCCCGAGCACGUCGAGACCCGGCCACUGUACAGCCCCGACAAACCGGGCAUCGAGCAGGGCCGGCUCGAGAUGUGGGUGGACAUGUUCCCGAUGGACAUGCCCCUGCCUGGUCCCGCUGUUGAUAUCUCGCCGCGCAAGCCCAGCGGGUACGAGCUGCGGGUGAUCGUGUGGAACACUGACGACGUUGUGUUGGAGGACGACGCUUUUUUCACCGGCGAGAAGAUGUCCGAUAUCUACGUCAAAGGGUGGUUGAAAGGUCAAGAAGACUGCCAAUGCACCGAUAUACACUAUCGUUCACUAACGGGCGAGGGUAACUUCAACUGGAGGUUCAUCUACCCUUUUGACUAUUUGGCUGCAGAGCAAAAGAUAGUGAUUUCAAGAAAAGAAUCACUGUUUUCUUGGGACGAGACCGAAUCUAAGAUUCCCGCCAGACUGGAACUUCAGGUGUGGGAUGCAGAUCAUUUUUCUGCAGACGAUUUUUUAGGAGCAAUAACUAUAGACCUGAACAGAUUCCCAAGAGGUGCGAAAUCCUCAAAACUAUGCACUUUGGACAUGCUGAAAGCAGAUGGUUCGGUCCCGAUGGUCAACAUUUUCAAGCAAAAGAGAGUAAAGGGCUGGUGGCCGUUUUUUGUUAAAAAGGACAACGAGGAGAUGGAAUUGACUGGGAAAGUAGAGGCCGAAUUUCACCUUCUCAGCAAGGAAGAAGCAGAAAAAAUACCUGCUGGACUCGGGAGGAAUGAACCAGAACCACUGGAGAAGCCAAAUCGACCAGAUUCUUCUUUCAUGUGGUUCAUGAAUCCUCUGAAGUCAAUCAGAUAUAUAAUAUGGCACAACUACAAGUGGACUAUUCUCAAACUACUGAUAAUAAUUGGAUUAGCAAUAAUUAUACUGUUAUUCUUUUAUUCAAUACCUGGUUACACUGUUAAAAAAAUUAUUGGUGCUUAAACUUUAAUCAGAUUCGAAUCAGGGUUAAUAUAUGAUUAUUGUCGAAAUUGAUGAAAAGAUAAUCGAAAACUCCAAAUCAACGACCAAAGUGCAUUUUGAAUUCACAUUCAUUUCCAACCAUUUUUCUCUCUAUCUCAUCACCUAUCAAUCAAUAAAAACAUGAUAGGAUGAAGAUGGCGGAACUUCUAUUCAAAGACUUAUAGGUAGGUAAAUUUCCACUAAUAUAAUGUUCUCCUGAUGUUUCAAAGAACGGCGAUUUUGUACACUAAACCAGGGUUGGCAUGAAUUAAUUCAUAUGAAUUAAAUCAGUGAUUUAAUUCGUGAAUUAAUUCCAUUGACCUUUUUCGAAAAAGUCAUGAAUUCAUUCGAAUUUUUAAAAAUGAGACAAAUUGCACUAUUACCUGCACUGAUUUUAACUAGUUUAAACUGAAAAAUUCGAUCGUAUUUUGGCAAGACUUUGUAAUUUCAAGCAUGACAGAUAUUUUUACUAACAGAUAUAUACAGUAUCAAAAGUAUCAUCCAUAAAGUCCAUAACAUAAUAUGAGAACAGGUUUAUUAUCACAGCAUCGAGUUUUUUUCUCUCGGCGAUCCAUUAUAUAUGCAUAUCCGAUAAUUUGAAAAUCGAUUUUGACACAUGUCACGUGAUCACUGGUAUGGUGAUAAAUAAAAAUAAUACUAUAAAGCGACAAAAAGUGGGUUAGAUAACAAAAUAUCCAUAAUUUUUGCAGGAGAAUUGGAAAUAGCUAUAUUUCUUCGAAUAUUCUUCAAUUUUGUUACGAUUCUCUUUUUUUUUUCUGACAGUAGUGAUGCUGAUGAUGUACAAGUUGAAUAGAAUUCAAUUUCAUGCUCACAUAUGGAGUUUCCAGCCAUUAUUUGAGAAAACUGAAAAUAGCUAUUUUAAUUUUUUUCAAUUAACUUCAUCUUUCCAUCUAACCCCACUUUUUGCCAUCGUAAUUUUUUGAAUUUACCGCCAUACCAGUGAUCAAGUGACAUGUGUCAAAAUCGACUUUCAAGUAGUCAGACAUGCAUAAUAGAUCCCCGAGAAAAAAUGUUUCAUUAUUCUACUAAUAAACUUUUUCUCCAUGUGUUACGAGCUUUAUGGAUGAUACUGGCAUUCUAUCAUCACUUUCAAUUUUGUUUUGAAAAAAUGACAUGUUAUAUUAUGAUGUUAUUCUACAAGAUUUCUGAAGGGAAUAAAAACAUAGUUUUUUUGUUUCUUUUUUUCUAUUUCGCUUUGGGUAGGUAAAUGAAAUUUGUUUUUAUUUUCUCAAAUGAAUUAAUUCAAAAAAGUCUGACUUGAUUCAAAAAGUCGGACUUUGAUGACUUUUUCAUAAAAGUCAUUACUUAUUCCAACCCUGCACUAAACUCCAUAACACUCAAACGCUUUCAUAGAUGGAAUUCAACACAUCUAAUUGAUGUUCGGAGUGAUAUAAUAUGUAUACUGUAGAGUGUAGAUGAUAUUUCAAUCGAUAUAUUGUGAUAUGAGGUUGAUUUCAAUAAUAAAUUUCUCGAAUGAUCGCCAUCUAGCUGAAAAACACUGACACUGUGAGUGAAUACACCAUCUUCCUUUCAUGUUUUUAUUUGUUAUUCAUUGAUGUAUUGUAAUUUAUUGUGAUAUAAAAUAAGGGCAACAUAUAUUUAAAAAGGGCAAAUCAAAAUGUGGAUGUUAUAUUUCACAAGCAAUGAAACCAAAGAAUGAAACAACAUGAAAUAAUUUAUGGAUGUAUAUUUAAGCUCAUAAACAUUUAUCUAAUGUCUUGUUGAAUAUUUUCAGACUUCUAUAUGUUAAUGUUAAGAUUGUAAAAAUAUCAAAUAAAUCAAAAGACAACGUGAAUUUUAUUCAGUACAAAAAAGUAUUGGAAUAAAACAUGCAUAAUUCUAAAAUUAAUUCCGAAACUAUUAAAAAUGUAAAUAAAGAUUGACAAUCAUUUUUGUCACACCUGCAUAAAAUAUGUUCUUCUCAAUUCUCACAAUCGUAAUGUGUAUAUUUCAAUUCAACAAUAAUAAAGCAAAAACAAUGUACCCAUUGUCUUUCAAUUGAACAACAACAUCAUGGUCAUCAGAAAUGUCUUUCUAUCCAUAUUUGGUUUUUAGAUCCUUUUUCAAACUCGUAUAAUAUUGGACAGGAUUUUGAAAAGGUAGUACAUCAUCCAUAUCCUCGUUAGGCAAACCUUUUCGAAUGGUUUCAUAAAAAUAUUUACAAGAAACACUGGGGUUUUCCUUCCUCUCGUAUAUCAUGACUUCCACUUCAUCUGGAUUCUUUGGUAAUAUCAUUUGCAAGGCUCUUCUCAAAUUGUCAUCGUCGAAAUGUUUGAAUGGACAACCACCACUAUCUCUAGCUCCCAAAUCUUUA
Molecule: messenger RNA, 6998 nt
Organism: Phaedon cochleariae (mustard beetle)
Lineage: Eukaryota; Metazoa; Arthropoda; Insecta; Coleoptera; Chrysomelidae
Source: the annotation of a GenBank genome assembly